GGGAUACAUUGGACUGCUGUAAGUUUGAAACAAGAGGAGUCUCAUUUUGGUCAAACUCUACCACCCGGUAAUCAGUUCAUUUUCUUUCUCCUCUUAUAACCAACCUUUCGGAGAGGAUAUUUUUAAUUGUGGUGAUACGUCGUCAUUAAUUUUGGACAUGGAGAUGGGGGAUGAUCCAUGGUCGGACGAAAAUUCGUUCGUCUCCACCCAGAGGACAACCAAGAGAAAACGAUCAGAGGAGAAAGUUGCAGACGAGGAGGAAGAGAAAGUUCCCAAAGCAGGAACAUCCAUCCCUCUCGUACCUAAUACAUCGAAUAUUGAAAAGGGGAAGAAGAAGAAGUCUACUCCUGUCAGACUAGUCGUUGAGAAGAAGAAGCACCCCCUUGCUCCCAUCGGGAAACUUAAUCCCCCUGCUACGAAGGAUAAAGAAAAUCACGGAAAUUAGUGAAGCGCGAGACGAUGUAGAUUUUCAACCUGUUGGAUGGACAUUUCUUCCUCAAGAUGAAGAUAUGGAUGUUGAUGAAGAAGGUUAUUUGAGGGAUGGGAGGGGGGUGAUUGUAAGAGAAGGCGAAUUACCAGAGAAAUUUCAAACGAAAUACAUUGGUUCUUCAGCGAAGAGCGGGACUAAAGUCAAAGGAUCUACCGAUAAAACAAAGGUGGAAUUGGCCGAGAAGACGAUUCUACAUUUGAUUGGGUUUGAUCCUGACACCUCUCCUGCCAGUAACAUAUACGAAGAUUCGCCCGACUGGGUCUUGACUCCUCAAGGAGUGAAAUUGACGGACGAACAGAGGGAAAUACUUUUCCAAAAGAUUUUUGCCGCAGGUGGCCGUGUACCCCUCAUUGGAAAACCCGAGCUGAGCAUUAUUAUUCACAAAUCGCCAACCAACAAAGUAAUCCAUUUAUGUUUAGAGCUUGUAGAGGAAGGAAUUUAUAAGGCCAGAAGAUUCUGCACCGAACCAGGAUGUUACACCUACGACAGAACACUUGCUUCUGACAUCCAUCCGAAGUGUUCUAUCCAUAAAGAUCGAUCAUUCCAUGCGGUAUUCAAAGUGACAGACUACACAAAUAGGUCAACCCUAGUUCAGUUACAUACAAGAAUUUUCAUCUCUGUCAACCACAAUGCCACCGAAUUAGAAAAAUACCAGGAGGCGGAAUUAGUUAUGUGUCGCAGGAUCAUUGACAACAAACUAUGGAUGAAAUAUUGCAACCCCGAUAAAUUACUAACCGAGGAUGAUGAAGAUGAUGAGGACGUUGAACAUGAAGAAAAAGACGAUGAAACCACAAAAUAUCGUCAUAUUCCGAGAUCCAUUUCUAGGGACUACUUUGAGAAUGAAGAGGACGCUCUCAAGAAGUUGGCACUCGAGUCGACGGUUGGUAUGUUUAUGAAGCUUGCCCCGGGGACACAACCUUUCAACAAUCUUGAUGAUAUCAUCCCCUUCGUUUAUGGGAUGGAGGGCGAAUUGGACGAGCGUUUAAAAGAGUUGGGGAUGGAAUUGAAGAUUCGACGAUCACUCCCACCAGAUGAACAAAAGAAAGUUCCAUAUCCAUUUCCUGGAGAAUAUUUAUUUGGCUCGACAGUACCACAACAGGCCGAGAAAGGGAAAUCGUUCCUCUACGUCAUCAUGUCAAGAGAGAUGUGGUAUUUUGGCUGGUCAGAUACCCCCGGGUUUGAGAAACGUCUGAAGGUUGGGACUAAGACUGAUGGUGCAAGUAUGUACUAUAAUUUAACACGUUCAGAACCUCGUCCCCCCACUGUUACCUGUUACUUGAUUGGAAAGUGUGAUGAUGCAGAUAAGAAGAUUAUUGAGGCUAAAUUAAUUACUUCUGGUUAUGUUGCUUAUUUGCUUGGUCUACAUAACCCUGUCCGCACUGUCCCUUCUCCACGAGGUUACUCUAUAAACAAGUGUGUCUCUUUAUAUCUUCUAGAUUCUAAUUCCUGGAAGGAAAUUUGUGCUUUUGUUGCCCUUUUCUGGGGUUAUGAACCAAUGCUGGCAAAAUAUGUAACUGUAGAAUAAUAUGAUUUGCAAAUGAAAUAAACUUAUAAACUUAUGCGAAAAUACUUGAUAAAAA
Folsomia candida is the source of this 2070-nucleotide messenger RNA. RefSeq lists its product as uncharacterized. The transcript has 6 exons. Lineage: Eukaryota; Metazoa; Arthropoda; Collembola; Entomobryomorpha; Isotomidae. The record is from RefSeq and is a predicted model, not a curated record. The coding region runs from base 510 to 2015 and encodes 501 amino acids.